Molecule: messenger RNA, 654 nt
Organism: Aphanomyces invadans
Lineage: Eukaryota; Oomycota; Saprolegniomycetes; Saprolegniales; Verrucalvaceae
Exons: 1
Coding region: 1-654 (217 amino acids)
Source: RefSeq, a predicted model, not a curated record
AUGUCGACACAGACCAUGCGACGCAACUUUACCGAGCAGGAAGACAUCAUGCUACUGCGCCAGGUAUCGCUUGAAAUGCCCUUCCAGGCGCGCCGUGGCCAAGUUAUGGAACGGUGGGCAGACGUCGCAUCGGCGCUGCUGGGUUCGGGCGAGUUCACCCGGGACGACAUCGACGCCAAACGUGCAUGCAAUCGCUUCAUGCUGUUGUUGGACGGCCACCACAGAAUCAACAAGGAGUCCCAAUGCGCAUCUGGUGUGUCCGACGAAGUCGGAGAGAAGACGAAUUUUCUGGACGACUUGAUGGUUGCGUACGACGACACCAAAAUGGUCGAGGCUCAGCGGGCGGACGAAACCCGAGAGGCUGCUGACCAUGCCGAAGCAAUGGGGAGCUUUAUAAGAGCCGAGGCCAUGAAGUCCAUGGGGAAGCGGAAGCGUGAGAGGGACGAGGAAGAUAGUGGUGCUGGUGGAGGUAAAUUCAUGAGAGUAUCUGCCCUCAUGCAUGAACAAGCCAAGGCAGAACUUGAAUUUCAGAAGGAGAAAUUCGACAAAGAAUACGAAGAACGACGCAAAGACCGCGAGAUCAUGGCGGAGCAUAUGCGCCAGCAACAAGAAUCAAUGAACACGUUGAUCAGGAUGAUGAUAAAUAAAUCAUAA